AUGCACAAACUGGUCCUAGCAACAGAGAGAAGCAAGUCGAGGGACACCAUCCGCUCUCAAAAGGAAGGGGCUGCCAAGCUCAGAGUCCCCGGCCCUUGCACAAGGCCUGGAUCGGACGCGAGCCGCGUUGGGCAACGCGGGCACUGCGACAAGAGCCUGGUACCGCUCGCUCAGCUGCCAGGGCAGCCAAGGGCGCCGCUAACCGGAUCCCGACCCCGCACGACGAGACUCGACGGCGUGUCCCCGCAGCUCACCGCCCGCGGCGACGGCUCCCGGCGGCGCGGCCUCCCCCCGCCACAGUCCGGCAAGGGCAUAGAGAAGGCCGAGAGGUCGGACGGCGGCCAGAGCCCCUCGACUCGGGGCACGGGUAUCCCUCCCCGCGGCGGUACCGUCAGCGCCCAUCUCUCGCGCCGCGCCGCGCCGCUCCAGCACACCCUGCCGCACUACCGGGUAAUCCGCAACCCUUUCCCCUCCGCCGCCGUGGCCGCUCCCCGUACCGGCCUGCGCGCCCGGCCCGGCCCAGCCCAGCCUGGGUUGGCUUGGCCUGUCCCCACGUUCCGCCGCCCUAGCCAGCACUCACCUGACAGCCCCAGCGCCCGCGUUACGUCCCGUGCCCGCCACCCGGGCCCGCACGCCUGUUUACCGCCGCGGCCACCCCCGGCCGAGGCCAGAGCUCGCGCCCCGCCCCCGCGGCGCUCCCAUUGGGCGUCUCGGCGAGCCCCGCCCCCGUACCGCGACGGAACCGCCGCCGAGGAGCGUGCCGAGCCCGUGCGCCCCGCGCCCCCGCCAAUGGCAGGAGGGCUCGCGCGAGGCGUCGGCCAAUGA
Messenger RNA from Colius striatus (speckled mousebird), 825 nucleotides. Its product is annotated as basic salivary proline-rich protein 3-like. The record is from RefSeq and is a predicted model, not a curated record. The transcript is spliced from 3 exons. Lineage: Eukaryota; Metazoa; Chordata; Aves; Coliiformes; Coliidae. Bases 1 to 825 code for a protein of 274 amino acids.